Molecule: messenger RNA, 1005 nt
Organism: Mesocricetus auratus (golden hamster)
Lineage: Eukaryota; Metazoa; Chordata; Mammalia; Rodentia; Cricetidae
Gene: Mtrfr
Product: mitochondrial translation release factor in rescue
Exons: 3
Coding region: 194-736 (180 amino acids)
Biological process (GO): translational termination
Cellular component (GO): mitochondrion
Molecular function (GO): translation release factor activity
Source: RefSeq, a predicted model, not a curated record
CAUGCGUAGUUGAUGAGACUGAGCCUCUGUCAGGCUAGGGAUGCCGCCGAGAGACUAGGACGCAUGCGCAGAUCUGGAAAAAAAAACCACGCAGACUGCGGUCCUUGGUCCUUCGUGGUUUAGAUUGUUGCUGAAUGCUUCCGGCUGGAGGCCGGUUCUAAAACAGGCCCUGCCACACCGAGCUGUGUCCUUGAUGAGCACCUGGGCUUACCUCCGCGUCCCUGCACCACUGAUCGGGAUAUGCUCAGGGGCCUGGGGACUUGGGCUUCAGAAGCCAGCACUGCUCUUCCCAGGAAUAGCUGCCGCUGUGGUUCAGGUGGCAGGCAGGAAGGACUGGCCUGCUCUGCUUCCCCUGCACGAGAGUGAGCUUGAAGAACAGUUUGUGAAAGGACAUGGUCCAGGGGGCCAGGCCACCAACAAAACCAGCAACUGUGUAGUGCUCAAACAUGUGCCCUCCGGCAUCGUGGUCAAGUGCCACCAAACACGAUCUGUGGAUCAAAACAGAAAGAUAGCUCGGAAAAUCCUCCAGGAGAAAGUGGAUGUUUUCUACAAUGGUGCAAACAGCCCUGUCCACAAAGAGAAGCUUGAGGCUGAGAGGAGAAAGCAAGAGAGGAAGAAGAGAGCAAAGGAGACGCUAGAAAAGAAGAAGUUGUUGAAAGAACUGUGGGAAGCGAGUCACACUGUCCCUGAGAAAAGGAGCGAGGCUGAUGGUGUGCCAGGGGGCUUCCGGGAAUAGUGGCAGUAAUACUUGGCACGUGUUGAACAUCUGAAGAAAGCCUCCAGGAAGUGGGCGUGGUGGUGCAUACUGCAGUCUCUGCACGGCACUUGGGAAGGUCAGGCUUGGGUGGAACACUUGUCCCAGAAGCCUCAAAAUCCACAUAAGAGUGGAGGGUCAGAACUGACUCCACAAAGCUGUGCUCUGACCUCCUGACAUAAGCUGACAUGUAUGCCCACACUUGUCACACACAAAAACAAAUAAGCAGUAAAAGGUUAAGAUAAAAACAA